Triticum aestivum (bread wheat) is the source of this 1751-nucleotide messenger RNA. RefSeq names its product RNA-directed DNA methylation 4. The coding region runs from base 442 to 1431 and encodes 329 amino acids. The transcript has 10 exons. The record is from RefSeq and is a predicted model, not a curated record. Lineage: Eukaryota; Viridiplantae; Streptophyta; Magnoliopsida; Poales; Poaceae.
AUGCCUCCCUUGGUUUCCCCUGCGUAAUCUUUUGGAGAUCCUGAGAGAAGGCAUCAGACGCGCGCCUCGCUGGUGCCCUCCAUACCGUCGCCGCCGACGGCAGGGAGGUGCGCGCAGAAGCCAAUUCCCCUGGCUUUGAUGGGUUUGAGGCUCUCAACACUGGGCCUCCGACCGUGCUUCUAAUCGGCCCAUGAUCUGCUUUCUACUAGUUCUUUCUACUACAGUCGUACUGUCGUAGUUCCCUUGUCUCAAAAAAAAAAAAGAGAGUCGUAGUUCGUCUCGGACUCGCUGCGGCUUCUCCAUCCCUAUUCCCGAAACCCUCUCUGGCCGGCAGCGCGACAACCUCCCUUUCUUCUUUGGGGGCUCUCUCCGUGCAGGCGAGGCGCCGAGGACAGGGGCUAGCGGUCCCCGGGCUCCUAGUUAUUCCCCGGUUCGCCGGCCAUGGCGUCUGCAGCGGAGGCCGCCGGAGACGCCUCCACCUCCGCGGCCGAGGUGCGGGAGAAGCCCGUCGUCGUCCGGGUCAAGCGCAAGCCCUCGCAGGCCCGCCUCGACGCUUUCUGGCUGGAGAUCAAUGAGAGGCCCAUGAAGAAGGCCAUGCUCGAUUUCUCGAGCCUCUCCAUCUCCCAACCCUCCUCCAGUGCCCAAGCUUCAGAGGAACCACGGGUGAAGAAGCUUCUUGUCCAGCAUGUCGAGACAGUCCAUCAUUCUGGGGCUGUUGAAGACGUUCUUCACUCCCUUUUGCAUUCUGACCUGAGCACCAAAGAGAUAAAGAGCAAGACAAAGGAGAGGAAUGAAAGAAUGAAGCAAGACAAAAAACAAGACCAGCUACGUUCAGCAGCCAGACAGAGACAUGAGAAUCUUGGAAGAAAUGCCCGCUUUGCACAAAUAUGGAAGAGUCGGAAAGGAGACAAUAAUGAGGUUGAUGAAACACUGAGAGAAAUGUGUCAUCUUUAUGAUGCUGUCCAAGUAGAUUCUGAUGGAGAGAAGCAUCCAGCAGAACCACAGAUGACCUCUGUCGAAGAGGGUGCGAUUUUAUGCAACUUUCUUCCGCUUCUACGGGAACACUUGCCGUCGGCUGCUGAAGAAAUCGAAUCUGAUAUUGUUUCGCUAGCACAGUCAGAAGAUUCAGAUGUUUAUGACAUAUAUACUGUCAAGGAGGUGGAUGAUACAAACAUGGAGGAGGGCGCAUCUGCAGCUUCAUACCCACUGUUACAAGUGGACGAUGAGGAUGGCGAAUGUUACGAUGAUGAUGAGUAUCCAUAUGACACGGAUGACUCAAAUGCCGAAGACAACCCACUCUAUGAUUAUCCUGAAGAACUUUCAGAGGAUGAGGAUGAUGAUAGCAGUGACGAGAAUCCAUUUGCGGAUAUAGAUGGCUCUGGUUCCGAGUACGAGAAUGAAGAGGUGGAAAAAUCCGAUGAGGAGGAGUAGCGGCGGCAGCAAAAUAAUGUUUUAGCUGGGUGUAAUCUUUGACGAUGAAAUAGGAUGAGACAACCUCUUGCGUUCGUAACUCAAGAGGAAAUUCAUCGCUAGCCCCACUGUCACCGAAACAUUGUAUUGGCGUUAUGAGGAAAGACCGUUGAUCUGGUGGACUUCUUUGUGUUUCUUGUUCGGUCAGCAGUGAUCUAGCUGGGUUGGUGCUGCUGCUAGUAGCUCCCAAAGAUGGGUUGCGUUAGGCGUGUCUGCCUCUGAAUCCAGGUUAGUGUUGAAGAAGAGUGGGUUCCUGGAAUCUUAGUGAUAUCUUUUUAUCA